AGUGAGAGGAUUGUCAUUGUGUAAUAAAUCCAAAAAAGAAAAGAAAAUGUCUUCUUCUUCUGCACUCACUAUCCUCUCAAACUGCACAGUUUUCCCUGACCAAAAAUCCACCAUGGGAGAUCUCAAGCUCUCUAUCUCAGACCUUAACAUGCUCUUAAGCCACUACAUCCAAAAGGGUUGUCUCUUCACCACCCCACUAAUCUCCUCCGACACUCUCAUCACUCACCUCAUCAAUUCCCUCUCUAGCACCCUCUCCCUCUUCCCCCCACUCGCCGGCCGGUUUAUUACCGACGCCGACGGUUACGUCUUCGUCUCAUGCAACGACGCCGGAGCGGACUUCAUCCACGCCUCCGCCGUUGAUCUCACCGUCGCCGACCUCCUCUCCCCAAUUGAUGUCCCUCAGCACCUCUUCAAGCAACUCUUCCCCUUCCACCGCAAAAUCAGCCACUCCGCCCAUUCCUCCCCCGUCAUGGCAAUCCAGGUUACCGACCUCGCCGACGGAAUCUUCAUUGGUUGUGCCGUCAGCCACGCCGUCGUCGACGGCACCUCCUUGUGGAAUUUCUUCAACACGUUCGCCGAUGUUUCCCGGGGAGUCACCCGCGCCUCCAAUAUCCCGGACUUCCGCCGCGAAUCCAUGCUAAUCUCCAAGGUUCCCCUCCGGCUGCCGGAAGGUGAACUCACGGUGACGUUCAACGCCGACGAGCCACUCCGGGAGAGGAUCUUCAGCUUUAGCCGCCAAGCCAUUCAGAACCUAAAGGCCGAAGUGAACAACCGCGAAUCGUCGAGGGAAGCCGUUGAGUUGUCGGGGAAGCUGAGCAACGACGCGCAACAUAAAACGGUUACGAGCAAGGAAGCAAUUUCGAGAAACGUAACCUUCGAAACGACAGAGAUUUCGUCAUUUCAAUCGUUAUGCGCGCUGACGUGGAAGUGCGUGACGCGAGCGAGGUGUUUGGAGGGGUCGAAAACGACGACGUUUAGAAUGGCGGUGAACAUUAGGCACCGUUUGGAUCCAAAGUUGAGUGAUCGUUACUUCGGAAACGCGAUUCAGAGCGUUGCCACGUGUUCUUCCGCGUGUGAGGUGGAGAGUAGGGAUCUAAGGUGGAUUGCGGAGCAGCUGAACAAAAGCGUGAAGGCGUAUGAUAGCGCUGUGGUGCGCCGCGCUGUGGAAAAUUGGGAGCGUGAGCCGAAGUGCUUUGAGCUCGGGAAUCACGAUGGUGCGACUGUGCAAAUGGGAAGCUCGCCGAGGUUUCCGAUGUAUGAUAAUGAUUUUGGGUGGGGGAGGCCCUUGGCUGUUCGGAGCGGCGGAGCAAAUAAGUUUGACGGGAAGAUAUCAGCGUUUCCGGGGAAGGAUGGUGGCGGCGCUGUGGAUUUGGAGAUGGUUUUGGCGCCACAAACAAUGGCACGACUCGAGUGUGAUCCCGAGUUCAUGCUUUACGUGUCUUCUUAUCCACGACACGUAUUAGAAUCGUAAUCAGUAAUGAUAUGUGAUCACACCUCAGUUUUUAUAACUUCAUUUCCACCUAUUUUUAUUUUCAUCUCUCUCAUCUUAUCAUCUAUCAAUAUCACAUCUCAUAUUUUAUUA
Molecule: messenger RNA, 1582 nt
Organism: Lotus japonicus
Lineage: Eukaryota; Viridiplantae; Streptophyta; Magnoliopsida; Fabales; Fabaceae
Exons: 1
Coding region: 47-1471 (474 amino acids)
Source: RefSeq, a predicted model, not a curated record